CCUCCUCUUCGUCUACUAACCUUCUUUGUUGGCGCCUGCUUCUUGAUUCUCUCUCACAUCUCACGACUCCCUACCCUCGAACCUGAUGGCCUCUGCCAAUGACAAGAUUGUUGAUUACGAUCCAUUACUCCCUUUGUAUGUCAAUUAUCCAUCAUCCCAUGAAGAAACUGACGUGAGGAGGGAGGCUGGUCAUAGGGGAAUUAGUACUUUGCAGCAUUUCAAAACUACCAAGAGGACUAUGGAGCCAGAUGAUGAAGUGACUUAUGUGGCUAAGUCAAAGGUGAUCUGUCUUGACUAUGGACCUCCUGGUGGCGACGGUAUUUGGUCAAGACGAAAGGAGCGAAAGGAGCAUUUCGCAAAUCUCAGGGCUACAGGAUUGCUCGAAAAUCCUGGGUUUAAAAUUUGCAAGGAACCUUUUGCUGAGAAAUAUGAAGCCAAGUAUACAGCUUGGUUGGAGUGUGCCAAGAAGAUUGUCAACAAUUGAGUUUUUAAAAAAAAGAAAAAGAUUGUCAAGAAAAGUGCACAUCAAGAAACUUGUGGAGUUUAGAGACGUUGAUCGGAAGCAGUUCUUGAGGAGGGAGGCUGCUGGAUUAAAUUAAUAAUAUGAAAUAUCAAACUUAUAUACAUUUUUACUAAUUUGAACUGGAAGAAUUAAUAAUAUUGUUGGGAUUUUAAGGUUA
This is a messenger RNA of Malus domestica (apple), 680 nucleotides long. RefSeq lists its product as uncharacterized. NCBI's taxonomy places the organism in Eukaryota, Viridiplantae, Streptophyta, Magnoliopsida, Rosales, Rosaceae. The record is from RefSeq and is a predicted model, not a curated record.